Carcharodon carcharias (great white shark) is the source of this 390-nucleotide messenger RNA. RefSeq names its product histone H2A-like. The transcript is spliced from 2 exons. Bases 1 to 390 code for a protein of 129 amino acids. Gene Ontology annotation, molecular function: protein heterodimerization activity; structural constituent of chromatin; DNA binding. NCBI's taxonomy places the organism in Eukaryota, Metazoa, Chordata, Chondrichthyes, Lamniformes, Lamnidae. The record is from RefSeq and is a predicted model, not a curated record. Gene Ontology annotation, biological process: DNA damage response. Gene Ontology annotation, cellular component: nucleosome.
AUGUCUGAUCGCGGCAAAACUGGAGGCAAAGGGCGUGCCAAGGGCCGAGCCGAAGAUUCUCCCACUGGUCUCCAGUUCCCCAUUGGCCGUAUCCACCAGCUGCUGCGCAAGGGUCACUAUGCCGAGCAUGUCGGGGCCGGAGCCCCCGUCUACUUGGCUGCCGUCCUCCCAUGCCUGAUGGCCGAGAUCCUCGAGCUGGCCAGCAACACGGCCUGGGACAACAAGAAGACCCGCAUCAUCCCCCGCCACAUGCAGCUCGCCAUCCGCAACGACGAGGAGCUCAACUACCUGCUGGGAGGGGUCACCAAAGCCCGGGGUGGGGUCCUGCCCAACAUCCAGGCUGUGCUGCUGCCCAAGAAAACUCGCCACCCCAAGAAGGUUUAUGCCUGA